GAGAGACAGGAAGAUUGGUCCACUGGUUCACUCCCCAAGCUGCCGCAAUGGCCAGUGCUGAGCCGAUCCAAAGCCAGGAGCCUGGAACCUCCUCCAGGUCUCCCACGCGGGGGCGGCCGUCCCCACCACAGCUGUGCUGGCAAGGGUCAAACGGGAAACCCUCAGCGAGGGCAGCAUGCGGUGUGUCCAUUUGGAGCAGCUCACAGCUGCUUCUCGCUCCAUGGGCUGGACCCUGCGACCCAGGGGCCCCUGGCUGCCUUCGGAGCCCUCCUUGUUCUGCACUAAUCCCAGUUCGUCUGGUGGUUGCCAGCCAUGCUAUAUAGAGCUGCCAUGGCCACAGCUGCAGGACACCCGGCCUGAUGGGCCUCGGGAGAACGAUGAAAAGGAGGAAACCGUGACUGACUGGACCCCGGACCGCAACACAGCCUCGGCCGGACCACAGCCUCUGAGGGCCCGCACUGGCCGUGACCCCGGUGGGGAGAGCCUGGGGCUCGGGGGUCCCAGUGCCGGGUGACAGGCUGCUGUGCAGAUGCUGGACAACAGAGCCAGGAUGGAGGCCGCCAAGAAGGAGAAGGUGGAGCAGAUCCUGGCGGAAUUCCAGCUGCAGGAGGAAGACCUGAAGAAGGUGAUGCGGCGUAUGCAAAAGGAGAUGGCCCGAGGCCUGAGGCUGGAGACCCAUGAGGAGGCCAGCGUGAAGAUGCUGCCCACCUACGUGCGCUCCACCCCUGAAGGCUCGGAAGUCGGGGACUUCCUCUCCCUGGACCUGGGUGGCACCAACUUCCGGGUGAUGCUGGUGAAGGUGGGGGAGGGCGAAGUGGGGCAGUGGAGCGUGAAGACCAAGCACCAGAUGUACUCCAUCCCCGAAGAUGCCAUGACCGGCACCGCUGAGAUGCUCUUUGACUACAUCUCCGAGUGCAUCUCUGACUUCCUGGACAAGCAUCAGCUCAAGCACAAGAAGCUGCCACUAGGUUUCACCUUCUCCUUUCCUGUCCGACACGAAGACAUCGACAAGAUAUGCUGCCACUCGCUGCCCGGGGUGUCUGAGGGGCCCCAGCUGACCAUAGACUCCCACCUGCCAGGAGCUUGCAGCAUCCUGUCUCCACAGGGCAUCCUCCUCAACUGGACCAAGGGCUUCAAGGCCUCGGGGGCAGAAGGGAACAACAUCGUGGGGCUCCUAAGAGAUGCCAUCAAGCGGAGAGGGGACUUUGAGAUGGAUGUGGUGGCAAUGGUGAAUGACACGGUGGCCACCAUGAUCUCCUGCUACUAUGAGGACCGCCAGUGUGAGGUUGGCAUGAUUGUAGGCACCGGCUGCAACGCCUGCUACAUGGAGGAGAUGCAAAAUGUGGAGCUGGUGGAAGGAGACGAGGGCCGCAUGUGCGUCAACACCGAGUGGGGUGCCUUCGGGGACUCGGGCGAGCUGGACGAGUUCCUGCUGGAGUACGACCGCAUGGUGGACGAGAGCUCCGCGAACCCCGGUCAGCAGCUGUACGAAAAGCUCAUCGGUGGCAAGUACAUGGGCGAGCUGGUGCGGUUAGUGCUGCUCAGGCUGGCGGACGAAAACCUGCUCUUCGGCGGGGAGGCCUCAGAGCAGCUGCGGACGCGUGGCGCCUUCGAGACGCGCUUCGUGUCGCAGGUGGAGAGCGGCCCUCCCACCCCGCAGCGACUCUGGCGACCGCAAGCAGACUUACAACAUCCUGAGCACGCUGGGGCUGCGGCCUUCAGCCGCCGACUGCGACAUUGUGCGCCGGGCCUGCGAGAGCGUCUCCACACGCGCUGCGCACAUGUGCUCGGCUGGGCUGGCAGGCGUCAUCAACCGCAUGCGCGAAAGCCGCUGUGUGGACGUGAUGCGCAUCACCGUGGGCGUGGACGGUUCAGUGUACAAACUGCACCCGAGCUUCAAGGAGCGGUUCCAUGCCAGCGUGCGCAGGCUGACGCCCAGCUGCGAGAUCACCUUCAUCGAGUCGGAGGAGGGCAGCGGCCGGGGCGCAGCGCUGAUCUCGGCUGUGGCCUGUAAAAAGGCCUGCAUGCUGGGCCAUUGAGGACGGCAGUGUGUGCAAGGCAGCCCUGGCUCGGUAGGGGACAGUUCUCCCAGCAAGAGACCUGGCCUGGAGAGGCCCCAGCCCCCCACAGCUAGCCUGGGGGAAUGCAGUAUAUGUCUGUGGCAGAGUCCGUUGGAGGGGCAGCCUAAAGGCCCUGCCACAUCAAGGAAUG
Molecule: messenger RNA, 2211 nt
Organism: Ochotona princeps (American pika)
Lineage: Eukaryota; Metazoa; Chordata; Mammalia; Lagomorpha; Ochotonidae
Gene: GCK
Product: glucokinase
Exons: 13
Coding region: 530-2014 (494 amino acids)
Biological process (GO): glucose 6-phosphate metabolic process; regulation of insulin secretion; glycolytic process
Cellular component (GO): cytosol; mitochondrion
Molecular function (GO): fructokinase activity; D-glucose binding; ATP binding
Source: RefSeq, a predicted model, not a curated record